This is a messenger RNA of Linum tenue, 3153 nucleotides long. The record is from the annotation of a GenBank genome assembly. Lineage: Eukaryota; Viridiplantae; Streptophyta; Magnoliopsida; Malpighiales; Linaceae.
AGGUAAUUUGACAUCUAAGUUAGGGAGACAUUUAGCAAUUUUAAGGGCGACAUUUAGCAAUCCAGAUUAUAAUCCAUCCCUAAUUUCUCUAUUGACGAUCGCAAUAGCGUAAAUCGACGGAUAGUUUUGGUAAUUCGAAAACGUUGUCGACAGAAGCCCCAGUCGAGUUCAAGGCUCGGAUCCUGAACAAGAGUACUGUUCAUGCACCCCCUCCGAAAUCCAGCUGGUCUAGAAGCUGCAAGAAGAGAAGAUGUCAGUGGGAAACGUCGACCAGUUCCUGGUAAGAUUGCCAGGACGAGUCAACGGCGGGAUGAAUUUCCUGGUAAGGUUGCCGAGAUGAAACUGGGGGGUUUGAGUCGUCAUAGAGGCCAUGGACGACGAAGAAGUCGAGUGGAAUAAAACAAAGUCCACCCUAAUAGUGAAUUUAAUCAACCAACUGUACUGCUUUUGGAGCUGCUUCUCGCCAUUACUGCAGGUGAUGGGUUUGGAGCAGUUCAGUGGAGAAGACAAAAAGACGGAUCAUUUGGUUAUUUUUGCUUUUCCCAAUUCCCAGUGGGUCUUAUGAUUUUGUCACCUUGAGUUGGCCCCGUUCCUCUGCUUGACUGCUUCGCGCUCCAUUGUUGUCAACGUCUCUGUUUGUGUCUCACUUUCCGUCGCAGUCCUUAUGUCGACUUCCUGGAUGGAAAUCCAUACGAAUUUCCUGAUCUGCUUGGUUGCUUCUGCCAUCCUUUCACUGUCAAGAGAUUAAUACUCUUGUUUCCUCCUCCAUCUCCUUUGUCUCUCUAAGCUCCAGAGUCUCACCGCCAUUUCCAUCUUCAUCUUUGGGACUGUCAUUCUUUUUCCCUUCUCUGUCCAAAGCCCAGUCCUCUUGUUCCCAUCGAGAAGAGCUUUUCUUUAUAGUUGGAGAUGGUGUGAUUAAUUGACAGCGUCACAGUUUUACUUUCAACGUUGAAUUUGGGUAGUUUUCUGUGAGGCAUUUCCUCGAACGGGCUUCUUUCUCUACAAGGUCUUUGUUUUCUGGAGUUCUGCUUGAUUGACUGGGAAGUAGAUAGAAAUGGGCAAGCACCGUGUGAUGGUCCCCGUGGAUGAAAUUGACUUGUCUGCUGUCAAGUACGAGCAAGAAGUAGUACAAGCUCCAAGUUUGUCUGGGAUAAGAUUGAAGCUGUUUACAAGGAUACUUGAAUCUCCAUUCUUUGGUUCUCUGAUAGUUUCUCACGUGAAGAAGCAGAACAAGAUGAUUGAGUUAUUGCAGAACACUGAGAUACCUGAAUUGCCCAUGUUUAAACCGGAGUUUCCUCUUCAAGAACCAGAACGUGGUGUAUACAUAGUGGAUGAAUUGGAAACGCCAGAAGAAAGGGUAGCAUCAGCAUUGAAGUGUCUUCCUGAUUACAAUCCUGCUCACUCCUUGGAUGAGAACCCAGGCACCUGUUUCAGAUACUGGACGAUUCGCGACUAUGCACAUGCUUAUCGUUCAAAGCUUGUGACACCCUUAAUGGUGGCAGAGAAUAUCGUAUUGGCUUUAAAGGAUUUCGAGGGGAAGACUCCACCAUGUCCCCUGUUGGUUUCUUUUGAUGUUGAUGAUAUAAGGAAGCAAGCUGCAGCAUCCACUCAAAGAUUCAGUGAAGGAAAAGAAAUAUCGGUCUUGGAUGGAAUUUUUAUUGCAAUCAAAGAUGAUAUAGAUUGCCUUCCUUACCAAACUAAGGGUGCAACAACGUGGAUGCAUGAUGUUCGCCCCGUAAAAAGUGAUGCAGUUUCAGUUUCUAGGCUGCGCAGCUGCGGUGUUAUAUUUCUAGGGAAGGCAAAUAUGCAUGAGCUGGGCAUGGGAACUACAGGAAACAAUCCAAAUUAUGGAACGACAAGGAACCCUCAUGAUCCAGAAAGAUACACUGGUGGAUCGUCGUCAGGGCCAGCAGCAAUUGUAGCUUCCGGACUGUGCUCUGCUGCCUUGGGGACUGAUGGUGGAGGUUCAAUCCGCAUUCCUUCUUCCCUUUGUGGUGUAGUUGGCAUGAAAACAACUUACGGACGCACGGAUAUGAAGGGUUCUCUGUGUGAAGCUGGUACUGUGGAGAUCAUUGGACCAAUUGCAUCUUCCUUGGAGGAUCUCAUGCUCGUGUAUGCAGCAAUUCUUGGUUCUUCACCGGUGGAUAGAUUUGGCCUGCACCCGUCUCCACCUUGUUUCCCGAAGUUAUCAGCAAAGAAGAGUACGGAUGUGGUCGGAUCAGUUCGGCUUGGAAGAUACACACCGUGGUUUAAUGAUGUUAAACAAACGGAGGUCUUGGACAAGUGCGGGGAUGCUCUUUCCCUUCUGUGUAAGACCCAUGGCUGUGAAAUGGUGGAGAUUUUGAUACCAGAGCUGCUGGAAAUGCGGACUGCCCACCUUGCUACCAUUGGAGCUGAUAUGCAUUCGAUAUUAAGUCCUCACAUCAGUAAUGGGAAAGGUGCCAAGUUGACAUGCGAGAGUCGCACUAGUGAUGCAUUGUUCCGAUCAUUCACUGGAUCUGAAUAUGUUAGUGCUCAACGCAUUAGGAGAAGAAUAAUGUACCAUCACUUGGAAAUUUUCAAGAAUGUUGAUGUCAUUGUUACUCCUACAACUGGAGCAACAGCACCUAUGAUUCCUCGCAGUGCUCUCAAGUGCGGAGAGAGCGACAUGAAGACUACAGGUUUUCUUAUGCGCUUUAUCAUCGCACCAAAUCUCAUUGGUCUUCCGGCUAUAUCUGUCCCUAUUGGUUACGACAAGCAAGGGCUUCCCAUUGGCUUGCAGCUAAUCGGUCGCCCAUGGGGAGAAGCCACAAUUCUCAGGCUAGCUUUUGCGAUCGAGGAACUAUCUGCGGCUUCCUUGAAGAAGCCAACGUCAUUUUACGAUGUUCUCAAAGCAAAUUAAAAAGCAUUUGACUUGCCAAAGAUAGUAUGAGUUUUGGAUAACAUAUAUACUAUCCCGAGGACUGCGUCACGGUACUAUUAUGGGUUUCUUCGCAGACCUAAUUCCAGCAAAAAAUAAUUGAUAUGCUUGAAAUUUUCUUACAUACUUCUGAAACUUUAUCGACGAGGUUGAUUUUUGGUCCAGUAAUAGAAAUUUGUAACUGUUUGAACCAUCUAGCUCCGGAUCGAACAAUGAUAUUUGUUGGUGUGGGGUUGACUCACGAUCCGUUCGUC